CCUAUUGCUAUAUAAGCCCGCUCGCACCCGACCAAGUCCAUCGCUUCCUCCAAGUUUCGCAGAUCUUGCAGCCUUCAGAAAUCAGUCGAUCGAGAGCUCGAUUAGGCCGAGAUGUCUGGAAGAGGAAAGGGCGGCAAGGGAUUGGGCAAGGGCGGCGCGAAGCGCCACCGCAAAGUGCUUCGCGACAACAUCCAGGGCAUCACCAAGCCGGCGAUCCGGCGCUUGGCAAGGAGGGGCGGCGUGAAGCGCAUCAGCGGCCUGAUCUACGAGGAGACGCGCGGCGUCCUAAAGAUCUUCCUUGAGAAUGUGAUCCGUGACGCUGUGACCUACACGGAGCACGCUCGGAGGAAGACCGUCACCGCCAUGGACGUCGUCUACGCGCUAAAGAGGCAGGGAAGGACUCUGUAUGGCUUCGGUGGUUAAUUAGACAUGCCUAUUUACUGGAAAUAGUUCCAAAGUAUAAUGUCGUAGUUAGAUUGUUCCUAGAAUUGGUUUGUAAUGUGUUUGGAAUUUGAUCGUGUUGUCUUGUAUUACUAAUCUGAGUUCUUAGAUUUCCAGAAUUAGUUUUAAAUAUAAUUUAAGUGACUUUGUAAUGUAUUUUUAAUCAUCAAGAAAGUCCUUUUGUUUCUAUGUUUUCAA
This is a messenger RNA of Zingiber officinale, 639 nucleotides long. Its product is annotated as histone H4. Gene Ontology annotation, biological process: nucleosome assembly. The record is from RefSeq and is a predicted model, not a curated record. The transcript is spliced from 2 exons. Gene Ontology annotation, cellular component: nucleosome. Gene Ontology annotation, molecular function: DNA binding; protein heterodimerization activity; structural constituent of chromatin. Bases 112 to 423 code for a protein of 103 amino acids. NCBI's taxonomy places the organism in Eukaryota, Viridiplantae, Streptophyta, Magnoliopsida, Zingiberales, Zingiberaceae.